CUUAGGGUUGGGGGUCGAGGCGCUGGGGACCCUGACGCCUGGGCUGAGGUGCUAAUAACUGGUAGCUCGGUGCUGGGAGGGGUGAGGAGGAGGGAUAUCCCUGAGUCCCAGAGCGGUGUUUGGCCUGCAGAGGCCACGUCAGGGAGACCCCCAGUCUGGCCGGGGGGCAUUUGGGCUGGGACUGCAGCUGAUGCCUGGGUCCUGAGAGUAGGCCUGGGGUCGGACACCUGGCGAGGGGAGGAGGGGAAGGGACAGAUGUGUGCCUGCGCGUAGGGGGUGGGGGAACCUCAGGAGUGCUGGAGAGGGGUAAUAUGCCAGGAAAGCCCCGUGUGUUCCCUCCCUCCUGCGCCCUGGAGCCCCUGAACUGCGGGCCCUGGCGGCCCUAGGGGAGUGCCACCAGGCUCCCAUCCCCAAAGCCAGGCGGGAAGUAAACAGAAACCUGGAGUGGCUGGGCGGGCGGCAGUGCUGGCACAACCUGUUACCUCGCCGGCCCGCCCGCCCGCUCGCUCGCUCAGGGCCUGGAAACUGGGGGACUGGGGCCAGCAAUCCAGAAGGGGUGGGCUGAGGGUUCGGGCACCUAAGUUCAGAAGGAUGGGGACCUGAAAAAAUAGGAAAACAAGGGCCAGGAGGGCUGGGGGGCUGGUAACUUGGGCCUGGGCUUCUGGAAGGGGAGGGUGCUGGAUUUCUGGGGGCUAAGGGCUCAGGACAUGUAAGUUCCCAAGGCCCUGUAUUCUUGGGAGAAGAGGCUGGACUCAUCGCAGAGUCCUGAGUCCCAAGAACCUGGGCUCUGGUAAGAGUUUCCCAGCUGUUUACCCUGGGGACAUUAACGGAGCUGGACAGCCAAGACACAGAUCAUUAACCCUUCAUGGCCCAGGGAGGCCCUGGCUGCAGGACCGAGAGGGCCAGUAAGGCAGACCUUCCUGUCCCCACAGACACUGCAGGCACCAUGAGCUCCCCAGAAGGGCCCAGCUUCCCAUCCGGGCUGCUCUCCGGGGGCACCUCCCCCAGCGGCAAUGAGGGCUUCUUCCCCUUCAUGCUGGAGCAGCGGGACUCAUUCCUGGGAGGGGGCCCAAGGCCUGAGGAGCCCGAGGACCUGGCCCUGCAGCUGCAGCAGAAGGAGAAAGACCUGUUGUUGGCCGCAGAGCUUGGCAAGAUGCUUCUGGAGCGCAAUGAGGAGCUGCAGCGGCGGCUGGAGAUGCUGAGUGCCCAGCACUCUGAGCAUGAGGAACAGCUGCAGCAGGAGAACUAUGAGCUCCGCCGAGGCCUGGCAGCCCGGGGAGCUGAGUGGGAGGCCAGGAUUGUGGAGCUGGAGGGGGACGUGGAGGCCCUUCGGGCCCAGCUUGGGGAGCAGCGUUCCGAGCAGCAGGAUAGCGGACGGGAGCGGGCGCGCACCCUCAGUGAACUCAGUGAACAGAACCUCCGGCUCAGCCAGCAGCUGGCCCAGGCCUCCCAGACUGAGCAGGAGCUUCAGAGAGAAUUGGAUGGCCUUCGGGGGCAGUGCCAGGCUCAGGCCUUGGCUGGGGCAGAGUUGAGGACACGGCUGGAGUGUCUGCAGGGGGAGAAUCAGAUGCUCCAGACUCGCCGACAGGACCUGGAGGCCCAGAUUCGAGGUCUGUGUGAGGAGGUGGAGAAGGGCCAGGGCAGGCUACAGGCAACCCAUGAGGAGCUGCUGCUGCUACGGCGGGAGAGGCGGGAGCACAGUCUGGAGCUGGAACUCGCGCGCUCCGAGGCGGGGGAGGCACUGAGUGCGCUGCGGAGGCUGCAGCGGCGGGUCUCGGAGCUGGAGGAGGAGUCGCGCCUCCAGGACGCCAACAUCUCGGGAGCCUCGCUGCAGUUAGAGCUUGCCCAUAGCCUCGACAGCGACAAGGACCAAGACCAGAACGCGGACAGACGCGGAGAUGCUCUGGCCACUCUGUCCCCGGAGACCCAAGAGGCAUCCAGCCACCAGCCUUCGCCCCAGGAGCAGAGCUUGGAGCCUCCCAGGAAGCGAGCAUCCCUGAGCCCAGCGGAGAUACUGGAAGAGAAGGAGGCGGAAGUGGUCCGGUUGCAGGAUGAGAUGGCGCUGCAGGGGGAAGAGCUACGGUCCCUGCGGGAGGAGCUGCAAAGGCAGAAGGAACUGCGGGCGCAUGAGGAUCCCGAGGAGGUCUUAAGCGGCGCCCUCUCGGAUCGGGACGAGGCCGUGAACAAGUCCCUGGAACUGUCCCUGGAGCUCAGCCGCGUUUCUCUGGAGCGGGACUCCCUCUCCCGGGAGCUGCUUCGCACCAUCCGCCAGAAGGUGGCGCUGACGCAAGAGCUGGAGGCCUGGCAGGACGACAUGCAGGUGGUCAUCGGACAGCAGCUGCUAUCACAACGCCAGAAAGAGCUGAGUGUGGCUGGAUCCGCCCCGAGCCGCGCCCCGCCGCGCUUCUCGCUGCGCCUGGGCCCUGGGCCCGCCGGCGGCUUCUUCAGCAACCUCUUCCGAAGGACCUGAGCGCCCGGUCAAGGGGGCCACCUUUGCCCUCUUUGGCUCACUUUCCUCUUCUGGCCAACGGAGCGACGGGCCCCGACUGUCUGCCAAAGGCGGCUGGUGCCCUCUCCACCCCGAGAGGCUGGGCAAGGGCUCACCGGGAGCAGGGGCCAGCUUUGGGGGCCAGGGACCCCAGGUGGGUGGCAGGGGCAGGUGUGGCAGAGCUGUUUUUCAAAUCUAUAUAGGUCUAUCUUUUCCAGGGACUAGGCCCCCUGGCCCCCAGCAUACUCCAGGACAGGGGUGAGGGUAGGUAUUUAUGUAUUAAGAUCAGACAGAGUAAUAUAUAAAUCAUUGCACCGA
Balaenoptera musculus (blue whale) is the source of this 2806-nucleotide messenger RNA. It is a transcript of the gene BICDL2, whose product is annotated as BICD family like cargo adaptor 2. NCBI's taxonomy places the organism in Eukaryota, Metazoa, Chordata, Mammalia, Artiodactyla, Balaenopteridae. The coding region runs from base 866 to 2470 and encodes 534 amino acids. Gene Ontology annotation, biological process: vesicle transport along microtubule; Golgi to secretory granule transport. The transcript is spliced from 11 exons. The record is from RefSeq and is a predicted model, not a curated record.